Molecule: messenger RNA, 1346 nt
Organism: Cannabis sativa
Lineage: Eukaryota; Viridiplantae; Streptophyta; Magnoliopsida; Rosales; Cannabaceae
Product: protein LURP-one-related 8
Exons: 2
Coding region: 353-1093 (246 amino acids)
Source: RefSeq, a predicted model, not a curated record
UAUGAAUGGGUAAAAAAGCUGCAGGGGCCUACGUAAAGAAGUUAUGUUCGCCACUAAGGUGAUAUUAACUAAUAAUUUUUAGAUAAACAUUUGGGUAUUUUAUAUGUACAUAUAUCCCUAGUCCUAGAGACAAACCACUCACUCAUCAUAACCUCAGGUUUACUCUCUUCUCUCCAUUACCAUAGUCAGAUUUAUAAAGCCUAUAAAGAGUAGUACUAGUGAGAGCAGGUACGGUAUACGAUCAUUAUCCCAAGAGACUAAAUCUCAUUCAAAUCACGUACGAAAAAGGCUCAUUUGUCACCUCUUUGCUCUUUCCUUGCCUCUCUUUAUAUUAUUUCUUCUGGAUAAAACCAUGUCAAGAAUACACCCAGCUGAUGAGAAUAAAAAAUAUUUCCAGAACUUGUUAUCAAAUCAAGAUCAUCAUAAUAAUCAUGUUGAUAAUUAUAAUGAUCAUCAUCACCAACGGCGCUCAGUGCUCACCGUAUGGAAGAAGUCAAGUAUGAGUUUCCAGGGGACUGAUGGCUUUACUGUGUUCAACAACCAUGGCAGAUUGGUUUUCCGAGUUGAUAACUAUUCCAGGAAAAACUCUUACGUUAAAGGAGGCCUUGUUCUCAUGGAUGGAACUGGCAAACCAUUGCUUACUCUCAAACCUCAGGUAUUUAGCAUCCAAUACCAAUGGAAUGCAUACAAAGGAUCAGAAGAGAGCAGUCCAACAAAAUCUAGCAAAGUUUUCUCAAUGAGAAGCAAGUCAUCACUACUUUUUACAAACAUGGACAAAAACGCAGAAGCAGAAGUAUUUUUUGAAAGAAGAGAUGAUGAUCAAGAUCAAGAUCAAGAUCAGAAAAAUAGCCAACAAAAUCCCGAUUUCAGAAUCGAAGGGUGCUUUUGGAGGCGCAACUGCAAGAUCAGGAACAGAAAUGGGGAAGUGGUAGCUCACAUAGCCAGGAAGAAAGUAAACGAUAGAGUGUUGCUGGGCGACGACGUUUUCAGCCUUGUCGUUCAACCGGGAGUUGAUGCCAAGUUAAUUAUGUCGUUUGUAAUUAUAUUGGAUCGUAUUUGUGGGAAGCCCUAUGCCCCAGUUUUAUGUUCUUAGAUUAUUAAUUUAUCAUGUAUAAUAUUAUAUGUAAUUAAUAAUUAAAAAAAAGGAGCACAGCAUGCACCCACUAGCCACUAAACAAUACUCAAUUCCAAUCUCAUCAUCACUUCCCUCCACUUACGGGAAAGAUGGCUAGAUAGGGGUGGGUCGUUAAUCUUUUUUUUCUUUUUUUAAUUUAAUUUGAGCAGAUUGACUACUUGCAUUUGUGAUUUAAAAAAUAUACGAAAGAGUUUGUCUCAAAGUUUUUAUC